AAUAACUGAAACCAUCACACACAGCAAGGAGGAUGGAAAAAAAUCUCUAAAGAACUACAGCUACUGGAGACGGGUCGUUGUGGAGUCUCCAAAACAUAUGCUUAAAUUUAGGUGCUUUUAAGCCUAACUGGGUGUCCGUGACUUGUGCAGGUCGUAAUCCUCCCAUCUAGUGGAGUGAGUGACAAUUUCCACGGUGGGUGUGGUUUAGCAGCUCAAACCCAGCUGGAGCUCCAGGCAGGUUUCUAUUUCUUAUUUUUUUUAUUUUUUAUAAUCAAAGCUCUUCCAAGGAAGGAGGAGGGAGACGCGUUAACCGAGGGGACUCUACCUGAGCUGAGAGAUGCGGUUAUUCCUGUCAGUCUCCGUGUUUUUAGCGUUGGGAUUAAAUCUUCCUGAAAGAGUGUCGCUUUCUGGACUUCCAGAGGACUUGGAGGGAUCAGCAUACGACCUGGAUGGUUCUGGUUCAGGAUUUGAUCCAGAUCAGGGGACCAACAACAAACCUGGCCCAGCUACUGUGUCAGACCCAGGAAAGGAAAACACAAAUACUGCCAAAAAGUCUUCGAAUCUGAACGUAGGCGGCUCAGACAGGCAUGUCACUGUAUCGGAAAUGGUUUUUAUCUCAAACAGCAAGAGUUUACUUGAAAACAAAGAAGUUGCUGCAGCUGCCACUGCGGGGGGAAUAACAGGAGCAACGAUUGGGAUUUUGCUAUCAGCGAUCCUGAUCUACAAAUGGAGGAAGAAACACAAAGAAGAAUGCAUUUUUAGCCAGAAAGGGGCUUCGGAUGAAGACUAUCACAAAUCCAGCAGGGAAGUGGUUUUUAUUUAACAGGUUGGUUUUAAAUCUAGAAAACACCACAGGGUGUCUUUUGCUUCCUUUCUUCCUGAUUGUGGAGAGCUGCUAUAAAUUAAUUUUUUCAAAGGAGUAAAGGAUCACGGUUUUUUGCACAGUGCCACCAGAAAGUAUUCACUCCCUAUUCACUUUUUCAGUAUUUUGCCAGGUUCUAUCACAUCCGUCCAUUGUCUAUAAGGGGAGGGGGAGUUGGUUCUGUCUCAAGCAGUGAUUGGCAGAGAGGUAGGGUACAUCCUGGGCAGGUCACCAGUCCAGAAGAGGGCAAAACAGAGACACACAGGACAAACAACCAUGCACGCACACACGUAGGGCAAUUUUAAAGUAGAACAUUUAAAUUCAAUGCAGAGAGAGCACAGGCUGGCAUUCAAAAACAGGUCUUUCUUGCUGCAAGUCCACUCUACCAUGUAGGCCUCAUUGUUCAAGCGCACUAGCUCUUCUGGUUGGUUCCCCUAAAUGCACAACAGAAUGCUUGGGCUUGGCCUUAGUGACCAUUGGGUUUUUGUUCACCUCUCUGACCAAGAUUCUUCCACCCUCAUUACCCAUUUUGACUGAGCAGACAAAUAUAGGAAGGGUCCUGGUGGUUCCAAACAUCCUCCAUUUCUGAAUAAUGGAGGCCAAAGUCCUUUUAAGGAUCUCCAAUGCUGCCAAGAUUUUUGUACGCUUCCCCAGAUUUGUGUCUCGACACUGUCUUAGAGGUCUACGGACCAUUCCUUUGACUUUGUUGAUUGGUUUCUGCUCUUGUAUGUGCUGUCAACUGUGAAGCCUCAUGGGCUAUGUGUUCCUUAUUUAAAAUGAUGUCCAAUCAACUAAAUAUCGCAAAGGUUGCCUCCAAUCAGGUUGUGGAAAUCAGAUGAGAUCAGUUUUAAUUGUCCUAGCAAAGGCUGUGUUUACCUAUGUACCUAUUAUGUUAAAAUCUUUCUAUUUUCUUUACACAAAUGCCUGAAAACAUGUUUUCACUUUGUUGUUAUGGGUUAUUUUGUCUAUAUUUGUUUAAAAAUUAAACAAAAUCAAAUCAAUUUUAAAAUCAGGCUGUAUUGUGACAUAAGUGAAAGAGAAGGGGUGUGGAUACUUCCUGGUGGCACUGUAAAUAUUGUUAAUCAUUUAUUGUUGACAUUUUAUUUUAAAACAUUUAUUUACCAUAAUGGAUUCAGUUUAUUCUAUAUUUAAUCAUUGGUUUGAAACGAGAUGCAAUGCACUUUUUAUCUCUUCAGUCAGUAGCGUUUUCCACUGUUUUUUUUCUGUAGCAUUUAAUAUAAAAGCAUGAACAAAAUACAAAUUUCUGUGGCAGCUUAGUCUGUGUUGUCAUUAUAAUUAAAUGUAAAUGCUAUUACCCUACUACAGUUUCUAGAUCUUGGUGUCAUUAAAGUCAGAACUGAUGGCUCUGUUUUUCAUACUAUUUCAUGUUUUUAUUUGUGUAUGGGGUGAUUUAGUUCUAUAGCGGCAGUGAGAAAUAUUCUGUCUUAGUUAGCUACAUAAUGCAAAAUAAGUUAAUAAACCUGGCAUUUAACUGGAUUUUUUUUUUUUUACAAUUUGUUUAGGGUAGUGUUUUAUAAUGCGUUACUUCAUGUCCGAUGAUUCUCCUUACUUGUAUGCAUGCUUUGAUUCAACAGUAAUUUAAGAUUUGGGGAAAAAGUAAUCAGAAAUCACAAAAUUUCUGCAAUAAUAGAACUGUAUACCUGUCAUAAAUAUUUUAUUUUUUUCCCAUAUUUGUACGUCCACCUGAUGGAAUGGGAACAGGUCAUGCCUUAACAUGCUUUAAUGCUGCUUCAUCACUUGAGUUGUGAACCUUUAAAGAUUGAAUGUGUGUUGUGGGCCCUGGCACACAGAAAUGCAGUCUUAUGGAAACCGAAGCUUGGACUGAACUAAAAAAAAAAGAGUAGUCAAUCUCUCCUGAGAAAACUGUUAGAAGACCUUCAAAAAUGUUGAAGAACUGUUUCUCAGGAGCACUUGUAAGAAUGUCUGGCUCCUUAGAAGCAAGAAGAUCAUGUGAUAUAAUUUAAUAUACUAUUUAUUAAUUAGAAUAUUAUUGAAAAGUUAAUUUAUUUUAGUCACUCGAUUCACUGAUAUUAUGUACAUUAACUACACAGAGACUGUUUUCAAGCUUUUAUUUCUGUGAAUUACGAUGGCUUUCUACUAACAGUUGAUGAAAAUACCACAUUUUAGAUUAGAAUAUUACAUCAGACUGAUAAAAAACUUUUUAAUACAGAAAUGUGGGGUUAUUGAAAGUUAUGUUUAAUACCUGCUUAAAGGUUAUUUUCAGAAGGUCCUUUUAAUCUGACAUAUUCUAAUUUAUUAAAUGACUACAUCUGCAUAUAUUUUUGUAUUUUAAAGUUCUUAAUAAAAGAGUUGUUCAAUAACUUUAA
Messenger RNA from Girardinichthys multiradiatus, 3210 nucleotides. Its product is annotated as syndecan-2-like. The record is from RefSeq and is a predicted model, not a curated record. The transcript is spliced from 5 exons. NCBI's taxonomy places the organism in Eukaryota, Metazoa, Chordata, Actinopteri, Cyprinodontiformes, Goodeidae. The coding region runs from base 338 to 823 and encodes 161 amino acids.